GAGACAGAAAAUACUCGGAUCAGCAGGAAAAUGACCGGUCAUGCGCCGCUUACCAGCUACGUAAGUGUCAACAAAUUGCACAUUUCCCACUGGUACCCGCAAUGAUUGGGUCCAAUCAAUAUAGUUGGAGCAGGCAUUGGUAACCAACGGAAUGACCUUCGAACUUCUUGCUGUCUACGUCGUCCGUGUAAAAAAAAUAAAUGUACGACGACCGUCACAGUGGCGCGAGCGCUGGAAGCUCGCCUGGAAUUCGCGGAAUUUCUUUCCGGCGAGUUGGUAGAUCUGGCCUGGUCGCAUUCCGGUCUGUUCCGCCAGACAAAAAGAGACGUCUGCGUUUGUAGGGAUCGCCUCUGCUGAAAAAGGAACCGUAGGCAUGCCUUCGGAAGUAGACCUGCAUGACCACUGUCAAGCCUGCUAUGACAGUCGGUGCAACAUGCGCCUUCCAGCUUGUAGUAUCGUUCCGUGUGAGCUGGACUGUGGGGCCCGGUUCCAUGCCUGCAAGCAGGCCGAGCACAGCCUGCUGUGUGGCAACGAGAAGGUGGCCUGCAUCAACGCAGGCUACGGCUGCCCGCUGCAUGUGCUGAGGUCGCAAAUGUCACGUCACCUAGCCGGCUGCCCAGCCAGCCUGGUCCACUGCACCAUGGAAUGGAACCGCUGGCCUGUCUGCUCCAGUGAGCGCCAAUCCCACCAACCCGUCCAGGUCCUGCUGGACGUGAACCGCGAGCAGCUGGACAUGGCCCUGGCGCUGCGUGACCAGCGUAUGCUGACUCGCUCCAUGCGAGCCUCAGUCCGUACCCGCAAGAUCCUGACUAACAACCUGAACAGACGGCACCCAGCCGUACCUCUGGCUGACCAGCUGACCGUCAGCAAUGGCAGCACGGUUAAGGAGUUUGACGAGCAGCGGGAGCUGGAAAAUCUGCUACAGGACAUGCACCAGUGGGAGAAUGCAACUGAGAGAAAGAGAUCCCGCAGCCCCGCCGGCCUGCGCCAGAGCAUCUGCGAUGAGCUCUACCGCGCCAGCCAGGAGACGGUGCAGCAGCUGUCCACAGCAAUCCAUGCCAUGACUGGUGACAGCCACCCUCCCUCAGAAAAGGCGGACUUCAGUUUAGGGAAAAGCACCUAUCCGUACAUUCACUGCGCACACUGCGAGAGGCGGAAGGAACGCAUGGAGCGACUUCUAGACUCCCACAAUGCAAUGAAAGACUGUGGUGAGGAUAGCCAAAGUCUGGAGGGCAGAAAACCGAGUACGGAAAAAAAUGCCGCACCAGGUGAUUGCCAUGACGAAAGUGUGCAUCUCAGGGUCAUCAAGGAUACGUUACUAGGGGCUACAUGUACAAAUGAGGAAGAGCAGUUGCACAGACCAGGUCAGAUCUCAUCUCCAUCCAGUCGAGAUGUCCAGCAAGGUUACAGGAGUAGCUCCAGCAGCAGUGAAGGCAGCCUAAAUGAUGUGCCCAUGCCGGCCCUCUUUGUCACUCCCUCCACGACCGGCGAAGUGUCAGCAGCGCCAGGGAGGGGUCACUCCAAAAUACUUGUGGUUGAGCCUCCUAAGAUGAUACCAGGGUCUGGUGUAGCCUCCUUUCCAGUCACCAACUCUGAUUCGCCAAUGCAGGCAUCACUGAGUCUAGACCUGUCAUUGGAGUCUAUUACAAGGUACCAGGCAAAGCCAGACUCAAUGUACACCUUCCUCUGUGCACAGGUAUUUCGAAGGGACGAGUUUGCAUCUCACUUCCAGAAUGUCCACAGCGACAUCCAUGGCGGCCUGAACGGCUGGCUGGAGCAGCGCUGCCCGCUUGCACCCUACGGUUGUACCUACUCACAGCGCCGUUUCUUCCCUGGAGAGAGAAAGGCCAGGAUCGUGCAUCACGAGCACCUGGAGAGCUUUGGGGUACGGGUGGACGGUAAAGGUAGCAGCCGGCUGGCCGAGUCGGAAGACCACAGUGAGGUUGAUGCAGAUGCGAUGAUGGAAAUGGAAUGGGUGUCCGAGGCUGUUUCUUCAUAUGGCAAGGACGAAACCAGCCUAAUGAAGGAAAAUUUGAAAUACAGUGAAGAUAAAACAGACGCUGCUGUGACAAAUCAAUCAGAUAGUUUUCCCAAGGCAGGUGGGCUCACAGAGGAAUCCGGCGUUGAGUCAAAGAAAAUGGACCAGGAUGCCAAUUUGAUCAUUGAGAAUCAGGCUAGCCUAUCAGACAUCUCCUUACACACAAUGGACCAAUCAGGGAGGAGCUUAGGAAACUGCAAUGAUGCUCGUCUUAAUGAGUCAAUUGUAAAUCACCUGGAAGGUCCAAAACCGGACACCCAAAUCAGCACUGAAAACACGCCAGAAGUGCAAGGGUCACAUGACUCUUUAGACACAGACCAGACACCCGACCAAUUAGCAGUACCAUCUCAGAGUCCAAGUAGCCAAUCAGAGCUCCCUUUGGAGCCAGACCACCUCAGCCAGCUGCCCUUGGAGCUCCUACGGUACCUGACCCGGUUCCUAGACGCCUUUAGCCUGUGCAACCUGUCGCUCACCUCCAAGCUGUUGCGGCAAAUCUGCUGCAGUGUGCUGGAGGAGCGGGGAAUGGUGCUGCUGCAGUGGGAGAAGGUGAACGGACGAUGGGAUGUAGCCUAUCGGGUGUGGCAUUUCAGCACAGCGUUCACACCCGUCCUGCACUGGGGGUUUGAGGACCACCCUAGCCUGGCCGUACACCUGGCCAAGUGCCCCUACAACGUUCAGCUGCAGCAGUCGGACCCUAUCUGUGUCAUGAUCAAACUGCCGGAGACUGCGGCCACAGCCUCACUGUCCAAUGGCAAGGGCAAGCAAGAUGGCGAGGCAGCCGAGGCUGAACAUGAGCAAGGCCAGCUUGACAGCGACACCAUAGAUUCAGAAAUUCAAGAGGUCGAAUAGGUGAGGCCUCUGUUCGUCUGGAAAUUCUUUAUGAUGAUUUUAAAGUAUGUGCAUAUACUUGACCCAACUAGUCAAGGUGUUAUUUUCCAAUUUGAAGUGCAGAUACGGAAAAUUAAUGUAGGCACUGUGCAAUUUAUGUGAAUUAAAAACCCAGUGCAUUAUUGAAUUGCAACAAUGUCUUAAAAAUUAGGAGCCUCAAACAAUAUUCUUCAAUGACUUCCCGUCAGGAUUAUCGAUUUUUAAAAAAACCGUCGUCAGAUUCUGGAUUACUUUGGCCAAAACCUCCAGGAAAUCAUUAUGGGAUUUGGGAUGACUUUUUCUGCAACUACAUGUAUGUUCUUUGAACACUCAGGCUUAGUUUGGGCGGCUUGUUCUCGUACGUUCACGAACAGCUCGAUUCGUUGUUCGUGGGUUGGCGGCUUGAAUGCUGGGAACAAACAACCGGUUAUUGCUGCUGGCAGUUAAUGGCAAGCAACAUGCUCAUGGUGGUGUCCAUGUACUUAAUUCGAGAGUUAAUGUUUGGAUAACUGGGCUGAAUUCUUUUCUAUUUAAACAGAAGCAUUCAUUUCUGUGUUA
This is a messenger RNA of Acanthaster planci (crown-of-thorns starfish), 3463 nucleotides long. Its product is annotated as F-box only protein 30-like. The record is from RefSeq and is a predicted model, not a curated record. Gene Ontology annotation, molecular function: ubiquitin protein ligase activity; protein binding; zinc ion binding. Lineage: Eukaryota; Metazoa; Echinodermata; Asteroidea; Valvatida; Acanthasteridae.